UUCAGUGAACAGUGAAAUUUCUUUAAGAAUGUUGAUCAUUACAACUAGGGGCGUAUAAAAUCGAUAUUAAAGCGUGUUCGGAAAAUGUGUUUGACACGCUGUCAACACAAGUUCGGUCGUGUAAAACGCGAAAUUCCAGUGAGACGCAAUGCCCGCAUAACUGGUUGCGGGGAUUAACAAGGGAAAAAUGAGACGCGCGUGAAAAAUAUCCACACCAAAACUCUUUAAUAUGGCAUCGUCAAGUUCGGGGAGUUCUACUCCCAGGGGUGUGGAGGAAUGGAAAUUGGCGGCCGAAGGAGUUAAUCUGUUGAUAAACAACGACGCCCAACGGGCCGAAAAUUUGUUCCUCCAGUUUCCGGACAGUAUUGUCAUGAGAUGCGGAUACUGUUAUCUCGUGUUUAUGGAUGCACUGAUGAGUUUCGAGGACGAAAAACUAGUACUGGCGAACAACGUGCUAAAAGACAUGGAAAAACGCUGCACUAACAACACUAGCUGGCUGAAAAACGUGUCCAGAGUAUUCGGCUACGCCCAGAAUUCACAAUCCCAAUCCCUGAGUGCUUACUGGGAAAAUCAAAUCAUAUUGGCAGAUUCUAACGUCCUGCUUGGCAUUUUAAUCUUCUUGCAAAAUGAUCUUUCCGGUAAGGAUGCAUAUGGCAUGUUCAAGGGUGGUUGGGCCUUGAGGACUGCCUGGAAGAUCUACCAAAAGAUUUACAAUCAAAUCAAAGACGUGUACGAACAAGAAAUCGGACCGUUAAAUUUACCAGUUUUUUCAGAUUCCCUGGACGAAAUGCCCAUACCGGAUGACCUAGAAAACGUCUUGGAAUCUCCUUGCGUCAGCAAAACUUCCGCGACCACCUCCCAAUGCAACGGGUACAUCCCUCACUCGAAAUCCGCGAUUCUAAACGAUAAAAUCCGGAAGCCGUCCUCCGAUUCAACAGCUCAAACAUACCAAUCGUCCAUGAAAAAGUCCGUGUCUUUCAAUAGUAAUCUGAGUAAGAACGAAAGGGACGGCUUCUGGAACCGCUACAACUCGAUUAAAUCCUCCGUAACUUUCACCUAUCUCAAAUCGCUCACACUCUUCGGAUCGAACGAAGUAAAGACGGAUAUGGACAAGGAGACGAUUACACGGUUAAUGACGGCGGUGUCUUUCGGCUACGGACUCCUUCAGCUUGGCUGUUCCCUACUCCCACCCUCCGUCCUAAAACUGACCAACUUCCUGGGUUUCAACUCGGACAGGAACGCUGGACUAACGUGUUUAAAAUUCGCACGCACCGGACAAGACAUGAGAGCACCACUGGCUACGUUAUCAUUAUUGUGGUACCAUACGAUAGUACGACCGUUUUAUAGCAUGGACGGCACAAAUGUACAAGCGGGAGCUGCUGCAGCUCGGCAAUUGAUCGCCGAGUCCGAAGAGAAGUAUGGGCGGUCUUGUUUCUUUCUGUUCUUCCGGGGGCGAGCACACAGAGUCAAUGGUGAGAUAAAUGAAGCGUUAUUCAGUUUCCAAGAGGCGGUAAAUGUAACACAACAAAGAGAAAUGAAGUUGUUAGCUUCACAUGAAGUUGGUUGGUGUCAUUUAAUACGUUUGGAUUUUACUCAAGCUACACCCGUGUUUAUGUACAUGAAACAAACAUCCAGAUGGUCCAAACCUUUUUACUGUUAUAUUACCGUUCUGUGUACUGGUGCGAGUCUGGAACCUGGUGCUGAUAUGCCUAUUUUAUCCGAAUUAAAAGAAUGCAUCAAGAAAGUUCACAAAAACAAUCAGCUGUUUGAAUUUUUGUUGAAACGUGCGACGUACUGUCCCUUACAGGAGAUCACUCUUGCCAGCAUCAAUCAGGUCUAUUGGCGACUUUUCAUCUACGAAAUGCUUUACUUGUGGAACGCUCUGGCUAGCUGUUCAUCCGAAUCAAUUGACGCAAUCAUAAAUGAUUGCAAAACGGUAAAGGUGGGCGACAAAACAGAAGAACCGAUGAAGGGGCUUUCAUUAUUGAUAGCGGGGUCGUGUCACUCGAUAAAAGAGGAACAUGAAGGUGCCGUAACAUCGUUUGAAAAAUGUCUGGAGUGUAGGAUGGAUAUGCAACCGGACGCACCCGACGCUCAUAUUUCUGCUUUUGCGCACUACGAAUAUGCGGUCAUACUCAUGAAAGAUCCGGAAACGAGGGAAGAGGGCAGAAAGCAUUUGCAACUGAUUAAUCAGUACUAUGGGUUCGAUUUCGAGCAAAAAUUGAAUGUCAGAGUGAAUAAUUUGCUGAAGCAGAAAUAGACCAAUGUAUGACAAUAUGUUAAUCGAUAGUACUCACACCGUAACUGAUAGUUAUUUAUAAAGAAGCAAUAUAUUUAUUACCAAGCUGA
This is a messenger RNA of Aethina tumida (small hive beetle), 2349 nucleotides long. RefSeq names its product tetratricopeptide repeat protein 39C-like. Bases 230 to 2260 code for a protein of 676 amino acids. The transcript has 10 exons. Lineage: Eukaryota; Metazoa; Arthropoda; Insecta; Coleoptera; Nitidulidae. Gene Ontology annotation, biological process: cilium assembly. The record is from RefSeq and is a predicted model, not a curated record. Gene Ontology annotation, molecular function: protein binding.